AUGUUGAAGCUCUGUCUACUCGUCCCUCUUGUCGUUUUGGCAUUCCAAGUGGAUAUCUCUUCUGCAUGUGGAUCAUCAACUGAUGCCGAAUAUAUUGCCAAUCCUGUAUUCUCAAUGCAAAUCAGUCCUCCGGUUGGAUGGACUUACUUCCCAGCAACACCUUCUGUUGCCAAUCAAGCUAUUUGGUAUUUUGUGGGACAAUCCAACGACACCUCCACUGCCAAAAACCGAGCGGAUGCUGAGCUCACUGCUGCGAUGCUGGAAGCAUUGGUAGCUGCAAACGUUCAAACACAAGGAGUAACCAUUGCUAAUGACUUCCAACCGAUUCAAGUGGAGAAUCCACAAACGACUACUCCAACCGGAAGUUUGUACGGAAAAGUUGAAGGAGGAGCAUUGGUGGCAACUGCACCAGGAGUUACUACGGGAGCUAUUUUGUCCUACACGCCAUACCAUGUAACUAUGAGAGUCACCGUCAGCAAUGUUGGAGCAACUAGAUUCUACUGGAACAUCGUCCAAAGCACAUUCCUUCAGAAGAUGUCCAUGAACUAUAAGGCACAGUUUGUAGGAGAUGUUACAGUAACCAAAGUAUAA
This is a messenger RNA of Caenorhabditis briggsae, 591 nucleotides long. The record is from RefSeq and is a predicted model, not a curated record. The coding region runs from base 1 to 591 and encodes 196 amino acids. The transcript is spliced from 3 exons. Lineage: Eukaryota; Metazoa; Nematoda; Chromadorea; Rhabditida; Rhabditidae.